AUGCGGCGCUUUCAUAGGUAUUUCCGCGCAAGCGAGGGAGGGUACGUAGAUACGUGCAUUCAUUUACUGCAGUGGUGCAGCGCGAGGAGGGAGAAAAGAAGCGUCUGGGCAAAGAAAGGAAGGGGGAAGUGGCGUGGCACUAAAAUGGGGGGUGGACAGUCUUCUUCCGACGUCGCCGUGGAGACGCACAUCAAAAAGUGGGAAUCUGCUCUGAAGGAACUCGAGCAGGUGGCCCGCACAAAUCGAGGCAUGAUGGACCAGGACCGAAUUUACUCCAACGCCGGGGGCUUAACGGAUCAACGCCCAAGCACGGGGGAGGACGGAUUGGAUCCAUCGGCGCGUGGGAUGCGCCGCUCCUCGCAGGUGUCAUUUGGCGCCUCGGCCUCUGCCUCUGCCCUUGUCGCCGGUGCUAGUCAACAGCAGGUGCCGCAGGUAGUACUGCCACAGGCAUCACAGCAGCGGCCCAACCAGACGUCCACAGAGGCCAGCCCGCGCACGUUGGCGAUUGGCGUCUCUUACGCGGCCGCGGCGAACAACAAUAGCAUCACGGAUGCCUCAAAGAUGGCCUCCUCAACGGGGCAGCACACGAAACAUAAGCGUCAGGAAGUUUUGGGGAUCCGUAAGGCGCGCAUGAAUUUCUUUAAGAGUUACGAGAUUGAACGGCCGGAGGAGGAUGCCAGCCUUAUGGAGUGCAGUCAUUUCGGAGCAACGGCGGUGGCGCUCUCGUAUCUGCUUGGGGGCGAAAAGGGAUGUAAAGACCGCAAGAAACGAGUUACCGUUGAGGAUAUUUUUUUUGCAGCGCAUGUCCCGCUGCAUUACCUUCAUGGUGGUGUUCAGGGACUUCCGGUAAUGUCAGAUAUAAUACGCGAUUUCAUUAGCGUGGACAACCGCUUCAAAAAUGAAUAUGGCCUCUCUGUCAUGCACUUUGACAUUUCACCGACGCUUGGCCAGGUGGAGCUCGGUAGUAAUGAUGUCGGUGACCGGCAGAGACGAAUGCAGUUACCAGAGUUCAGUAAGGUUAUCACACAUGACUGCGAAGAAGAAACACAACUUAUCCGCAUUGUUAGCUAUGACCCAUACGUAUUGCAACAGGAGACCCUUGUGGACGCAUUUGAUGAUGAGGAUGAGGGUCAUUCUGCACUGGCGGCAUCGGCACUUAUAAAUGCACGCCAUGCUGCGCCUCUCUACGGGCGAAACAACAGAGGCGCCUACGCCGUUAUUGUGGAUGUGCGCAACGUGGUGCAACUAAUGGUGACACUUGCCGAAGGUGUUGUUGGGGAAUCGCUCCAUGUGAAGCUGAUGGAGGUUUCGGCGGCUGCGCUCUAUAAGGCCAUGACGAUUGUUAAUAGUGGUGGACGAAGCCGCGGGUUUAUCCGUAUCUUCCGAAAGGACAGCGUGCCUGUGAUGACAAACGACGAGGUACAAUCCAUGUUUGCCCCAGAAUUAAGCAGCGGUAAAGUGAUUGGCUCAACGCUACAGGGUAUUCAUGCAUCUGUGGUAUCGACACAUAUCAGUCCUCACAUUGUUGCUGUUGCCUGGGCGAUGCAUCUGCUUGGCGGCGUGCGUCCAAAUUCCCAUGGGUACGGUAACGGUUUGCCUGUAUCGGACAUUAUUCGUCAGAUGCGUUUCCCGGCCGAUGUCUUUAUUGACGGCUCGCUGCCGUUGGGAGAGGUGUUCAGGUACGCGCGCGAGUACGUGCGCAUCACCAACCGCAACUAUAAUGUUGCCGUCUAUCCGGUCUUGACGAAAAUUUCGCGUGACGAUGCGGUGCCCACCAUAUCCGUCUUUGAACUGGAGUCGAUCAUCAUUGAUGUGCAGAAUGCAAAUGAAGAUCCAGAGGCGCCGGAGCACGUCAUGGCCAUUAUGUACAAUGCGAACGUGGCUCACAAUGUUUUGAACAUCUCGAAAGUCCCUCAAUGGUGCCUGCUGGCCGGCUACGACUUGGAGACGCAGAUGGUGCUCCUCAUCGAUGCGCACUCGAAGAAAUUUAUGCAAACCUGGACCUGCCCCCUCGAUCGCCUGCACAAGGCAAUGACGUCUAACGGCUACAUCAUAUUUUCUAAAUCACGAGAGGCGGCAUCUCGCAACAAGUCAAGUGAAAGCAGCACAUGUGGCGGCUCUCAGGUGUUGGGGUUUGUGCCAGAGCCAGCACUCGUCGGUGCCCCACGUCGCAUUGCGUCUACUGUCCAGAGUCGUCUAGAGCUGCUUCAAGAACAGGAGUCGCUCGGCGGGGGGCGUACGGAAGUUGUCAAGACAUUUCAUUUUCCGUCCUUGCCGCUGAGCUCGACCAUGAUUGCGCUUGCCUUGACCAAAUUGGGUGUGCCUACGACUUUUGAAGAUGUGAUCAUGGCGUUGCCGUUUGAGAUCUCCUCGUUGAUGCUGCGUUAUUUUACAGUGGAGUCAUUGGCGGUUUGUCUGACGACUUACAUCGCCACUGUUGGCCUUUCGAUGGAUGUGCAAACGUACCACACCGACCACUGCUGUGGGGGCGAUCCUCGCAUUUUAUGGGAGGACUUCAGGAACCUCGUCGUGGAGAGCGUCAAGAACACCAACCGGGUUCUUUUUUUGCUCUUCAAUAAGGAAAAGAUUGAAAUAUUUGGUGCCUCCCAUCCGUUUGGUUCCACCGGCAUUGUCGUUGACUACAACUCGGCGACGGAGAGUCUGACAAUGAUGGACAGUAAUCCGAACAGUUAUUUCCGCACGUGGCCGGUUUCACUGAAGACUCUCUACGAGGUGCUGCUGGAUGAGGACGCGAAACACCGUCGCUCCGGCUGCGUCACGUUGACUCUUCGUGAGGGGCGAUGCAAGUCAUGCUUCCCGCUACAGUACACACGUGAGUUUCCACUGCAUAUAUUGCCGGUACAAAACAUCUUUCACGUGAGCCCAUCGCCACACUUCCAGGCCCUUUCAUUUGCCUUUGCGCAGCUCGGUUUCUUCUACUCUCCAGAGGAGAUCUUUUACGAGGCGUACCUCAAGACGAUGGCUGACCAGCGUCGGCGCGGCAGUCAAGCCUUUGCGUGGCGGGAUGUGGACGUUUCGCUUACGGUCAUUAACAAGCAGAUUGACGCCCGCUUUCUUGCGCAGGUCUGCCGCAUGUUCAUCGAAUCCCGCAACCCGAAAAAGAGCAGUAAACCAGGCACACUGAGGCGUACCAGUGGCGGUGGUGGCAAUGCAAGCAACGGCAAGAGUGAUGCGGACACGAUUCAGGUGGAGCUGCUGGACGACGUGGAAUUGGACGAUCUUCCCACCAUCUUGAUGGAUGCCACACGGCGCGAGGACAACAGAUCGGUGCUGCUGCUUAACUACGACACCACCAAGGCACACGACGUGGAUCGGUGGGGCCGCAGCGUCGCGUUGGUGAAGUCGUACAACCCCGAGACGGAGAUGGUUGAACUGUGGGAGGGCGAGCAUGCCGUCUUUGGCCUCAACUUUAUCGUCAGUCUCGCCAAACUGAUUGAAAUUGGCGACCUGCAAAACGAGGGCCGCAGUGCGUACGGAUUUGUGAAGUUGGAGAGGGUUAAGGAACGUGCGGUGCCGAAGCGGCUGACUUUGAUGAAGGGCCCCGACCCCGACGAUGAGGACCCUGUCACCAGCACAACAAGUCCUUCAGCGUCUCAGGGGAAUAACAACGUGGCACGCCGAAACCGUGGGAUGGUGACAACCUUCCUUGGGGAGAAACCUCAUGAAGAAAUUUGA
Messenger RNA from Trypanosoma cruzi, 3696 nucleotides. RefSeq lists its product as uncharacterized. The record is from RefSeq and is a predicted model, not a curated record. NCBI's taxonomy places the organism in Eukaryota, Euglenozoa, Kinetoplastea, Trypanosomatida, Trypanosomatidae. The coding region runs from base 1 to 3696 and encodes 1231 amino acids. The transcript has a single exon.